Messenger RNA from Lampris incognitus (smalleye Pacific opah), 1570 nucleotides. Its product is annotated as germ cell-specific gene 1-like protein. The record is from RefSeq and is a predicted model, not a curated record. NCBI's taxonomy places the organism in Eukaryota, Metazoa, Chordata, Actinopteri, Lampriformes, Lampridae. The coding region runs from base 1 to 1065 and encodes 354 amino acids. The transcript has 6 exons. Gene Ontology annotation, cellular component: plasma membrane.
AUGCUGGAGAGCAUGUCCCGCCGCUCUCGUUCCCUGCUCUCCCUGACCUUGACCACGCUGGCUCUGGCUCUCUCCAUCCUGGCUCUCUGCACCUCCUACUGGUGUGAGGGUACCCAUAAGGUGGUCAAGCCCCUCUGCCUCUCGCCUGUCAAGAUGAAGAACUGCGGUCAGAACAACAGUGAGCCUUACACCACAGAGAGCCCCACUCAGAACCCAUUCAACCGCACACUGUCUCCAGCCAGGAGGGAGGAGCUGGCCAAGAUUAGACAGAGGCAGCUGGCUAACGCGGUCCACUACAUCUGGGAGACAGGGGAGGACAAGUAUGCCUUCAGAUACUUCCACACUGGCUUCUGGGAAAGCUGCGAGAAACACAGUGAUGGUGAGAAGUGCCGCAGUUUUAUAGAGCUGACUCCAGGGGAGACACAAGGUGUGCUGUGGCUUUCCGUCAUCUCAGAGUUCACCUACAUCGGUCUGCUUGGGAUGGGUUUCCUGCUGAUGUGGCUGGAGGUGCUGUGUUCCCAUAAGGAGAUGCACGCCCUUAAAAUCAACGCCUAUGCAGCCAUCUGCACCGUGCUGUCAGGUCUCCUGGGGAUGGUGGCCCACAUGAUGUACACCACAGUGUUUCAGAUGACGGUCAUUGUGGGCCCUAAAGACUGGCGGCCCCAGACGUGGGACUACGGCUGGUCAUUUGCUCUUGCCUGGGUGUCCUUCAGUUGCUGUAUGGGAGCUGCAGUGGUCACGCUCAACUCCUACACUAAGACUAUCAUCGAGCUCCGUCGGAGGCAGAGGCUCCGCUUGGAGGAGGCGAGAGCGGCCACUCAAGCCCCUUCCUACGAUGAGGUUGUUCCAGGGGGUGGACUCUACUCCGUCAGCGGCCUAUUGCAGUGUCCAGACGGCAUGAUCGAUGUGGCGUGGGCCCCGGAUGGCAGUGUGGUAGGAGUGGGAAAUGGGGAUGUGCCGACGCUGGUUUUGGUAGGGGGUUGUGGCCCCGAGGGGUGUGAGGACUGCGAGAGAGAGUUGGACGAGAUGGAGGAGACCAUGGACAAGGUUGAUUCACCCUGUUAGGAGAUCAAUCCCAUUGUCUCCAGGCUCCGAAAAACUGAAAAGGGAUCUGAGGAUGGCUCAUCAUAAGAAACCAGACCAGGACCCAGGCUAGGAUUGACUGUGUUGUUCUCUUCUCCAACUUUGACCUUCAGUGAACUUGGGACAUAGUAUGUAAGCUUGAAAGCCAACACCUGUGUACCCCGCUACACAUGUGCAGGUAUACUGACAUGCACGAGUCGCGGGCUUCGCCGUUAUUUUUCAGUGCCUAAUGGUUGGAAAUGAAACCUGUGUUGGUCUUGGUUCAUGAAUACAAAUGUUUAUAAUACUGGCUGUCAUCGGCUGAGCUGGUACUGUAUCAUAUGGACAGUCCAUUUUUGUUUAUUUAUUUGUCUUUUACCUGCUUGGACGGCUUCUACCCAGUCUCUCCUGUUAUGACACGACAGAAAAGCUUUUCCCCUGCAAAACAGACAAUAUCCUGUAUAUUGUGCUUGUUUAUCUGAGGAGGGACUGAAAGGCCCUCCCAGCA